Molecule: messenger RNA, 1767 nt
Organism: Cuscuta europaea
Lineage: Eukaryota; Viridiplantae; Streptophyta; Magnoliopsida; Solanales; Convolvulaceae
Source: the annotation of a GenBank genome assembly
GCGGAGAAUUUGCAAUGAAUAAACAACUUUUCAUUUGUCAAAAUGUCGCACUAUAUACGAAGUAUAUCAUCAUGCUGCUACGUUGGUCUACUAAAAGAACAUUUCACUUUUGAAUUCCAUCUGCAGAAGAAACUCAAACAAUAAUCUUUAGCAGGGCGAACCCCAAUCCUCUGAAACCUUCAAUGAUCACAAACCCUAUCACUUGAUCGACUCUAGAAAUCUUCAUCAUAUUUCAAGGAUCAAAUAGUCAGCGAAUUUUGUGCACUAAUCACUGGACUUAUGGUACUCCCCUCCAGAGACGCAUUGACUUGAGCAACUUUUAUCACAAUGGGAAUCAUUCGCCAAAGUGGGACUUUUAAAAAGUCAAAUAAUAGUGCCAGGCUUAUCAUAACGACAAUCAUGGGAAUGGUGUUUGGAUAUUUUAUAGGCAUUUCCUUUCCGAUUGUUGCAUUAACUAAGAUUAACUUACCCUCAAGCUUUAUAUCAUCAACUGAUGUAGCCUCUGGCGAUGACCAGCCACUACUUACUAAUCUUAGUUUCCCUGAGAGCCAUGUUUCUGGUGGUGCUCUGGUAACACCCAAGAUAUAUGUACCGACCAAUCCUCAUGGUGCAGAGUCACUCCCACCAGGAAUUGUAGUUGCAGAAUCAGAUUUUUAUUUGCGUCGUUUAUGGGGUGAACCAAGUGAGGAUUUAAAAAGGAAGCCAAAGUACCUGGUGACCUUCACAGUUGGUUUGGAACAAAAGAACAAUAUUGAUGCGUCAGUUAAAAAGUUCUCAGAGGAUUUCCAGAUUAUGCUUUUUCACUAUGAUGGUCAUACCAGUGAAUGGGAUCAGUUUGAUUGGUCAAGACGUGCAAUACAUGUCAGUGUUAGCAAGCAAACAAAGUGGUGGUAUGCGAAGCGUUUUUUGCAUCCUGAUGUUGUAGCAGCUUAUGAUUAUAUAUUUGUUUGGGAUGAAGAUCUUGGAGUGGAGCACUUCAAUCCUGUGAAAUAUAUUCAGUUAGUGAGGCAGCAUGGUUUAGAGAUAUCUCAGCCUGGCCUGGAGCCAAACCAUGGACUGACAUGGCAAAUGACAAAAAGGAGAGGAGACAGUGAAGUCCACAAGGUGACAGAUGAGAAACCAGGGUGGUGCAGUGAUCCACACCUGCCUCCAUGUGCAGCAUUUGUGGAAAUCAUGGCUCCUGUUUUCUCACGAGAAGCAUGGAGAUGUGUUUGGCAUAUGAUUCAGAAUGACCUGGUGCAUGGAUGGGGGUUGGAUUUUGCUCUCAGAAGAUGUGUAGAGCCUGCUCAUGAAAAGAUUGGCGUAGUUGACUCACAAUGGAUCGUGCAUCAAGUUAUUCCCUCUCUUGGGAAUCAGGGGCAGUCCAAGGAUGGUAAAUCUCCUGGGCAAGUGGUAAGGGAGCGGUGUAAAAGCGAGUGGGCAAUGUUCCAAGAUCGCCUUGCAAAGGCAGACAAGCAGUAUUUUGCAAAGCUUGGUACAACUUUGCCUUAGGAGAACUAUAGAGUAUUGAAUACAAUACUUCUCAUCAUCAGCACAUUUUGUACAGUGAUUUUUUCUACCACUUUUUUUUCCUUCAUUACCAUCUUUGCUGCUUUGGAGUUGCUCAUAUUUCAUGUUUUGUUCUUUUCUAUUUUCCCUCUGUGUGGGGGCGGGGGAGCUCAGCCGCUCUCCGCUCAGCGAGUAUAGGAGCAGUAUAUAUGAGCCAUAGGAAUUGGAAUGCCUGUGCAUAGUUCUGGUUUGGCGUUUUUUUAUGCUCACCGCUAUAUC